Molecule: messenger RNA, 2991 nt
Organism: Aedes albopictus (Asian tiger mosquito)
Lineage: Eukaryota; Metazoa; Arthropoda; Insecta; Diptera; Culicidae
Product: DNA repair endonuclease XPF-like
Exons: 6
Coding region: 1-2850 (949 amino acids)
Biological process (GO): double-strand break repair via homologous recombination; resolution of meiotic recombination intermediates; nucleotide-excision repair involved in interstrand cross-link repair
Cellular component (GO): nucleotide-excision repair factor 1 complex
Molecular function (GO): single-stranded DNA binding; damaged DNA binding; single-stranded DNA endonuclease activity
Source: RefSeq, a predicted model, not a curated record
AUGAGCCUUUACGAGACCGGUACGGACGUCAAAUCGGCGUUCACCUGCACGGCGGAGCAGCUGGAAGAGGCCGGAUGUAUUGGCGAGGAAGACAUGUCGCCGUCGUUGCUGUGCUACGAGCAGCACAUGCUUUCCGAGCUGCUCCAUUCCGAGGGCUUGCUGGUAUGCGGAAAAGGGGUCGGUUAUGAAAAGGUCCUGCUGACGCUCCUAGCGAUGUUCCGCGAUGCCACCACCAUGGUACUGGUGGUCAAUUGCACGGAGCCGGAGAAGAAGUCGUACAUAUCACGACUUGGCAUCCGGAACAUCCAGGUAUCGUCCAUAACUCCUGCCGAGCGUGCGCACGCGUAUGGACGGGGUGGCGUUCAAUUUAUAGACGCGAGCGUUCUUGUAACGGAUCUUCUUUUAAAUCGUGUACCGGUUGAGCUAAUAACCGGAGUUAUUGUUGUCAGAGCCAACAAGAUCAAACACGCUUGCUCGGUUGCGUUCGCCCUCCGGUUGUACCGCCAGAAGAACAAGGUCGGCUUCAUUAAGGCGUUUUCCAAGAAUGCCGAAGGUUUUACGUACGGACACGGUCACGUGGAGGAUGUCAUGCGGAAUUCGUUCUUGACAGAACUUUUUCUUUGGCCACGGUCCCAUGCCACCGUUAAAGAGGAGCUAACGUCCUGGCAGCCCAUAGUCGUGGAGAUGCAGAUCCCCAUGAGUCAGAACAUGAUUCUGUUGCAAACGUACAUUCUAGACUUGAUGAAAGAUCUGGUCCGGAACAUCCAAAGCCUAAACCCGAAUGGUGAGCUGCGAGAGGUGACGGUGGAGAAUUGCAUCUCAAAAAAGUUUCCCAAAACGCUGCAGGCAGAAUUGGAUGCGAUUUGGUAUCAGUUAUGCGAGCAAACGAAGCGCAUUGUCGUGGAUUUGAGAGUGCUCCGAACUUUGAUGGUAUCAACUCUCCACCAUGACGCUGUAGCUUGUUACACGGCAACGAGGAGGUUUCGCUCGACUGAGUAUGUCUUCAAGAACUCCGGGUGGACCCUUUUGGAUUCGGCAGACAAAGUGUUCAAAACUGCUAAGGACCGGGUGUAUAAUAAGGACGAUGAAUUCGACCCUGAACACUGUCCAAAAUGGGAAGCACUAACCAAAGUGCUCCGGCAGGAUAUCCCAACAGAUAUAAAAGAAACAGCGAAGAACAUUCGCAGUAAAGACGAACGUCUAAAGCAUCUCCAUCAGCAAGUCAAGAUCUUGAUAUUGUGCCAAGAUGGCAAUGCGUGCUACCAGCUCGCUCAAUACUUGACGCAAGGACCACAUAGAUAUCUAUUCUAUAAGGCAUUGCAAAACGACGUGGAUGUUUCGAAAGCAGCCGAAUCAUAUCGCCGCUUCCCUACGGAGCAUCGUAGUGGAUACACUGUAAAGAGUGUAGAACCUAAGCAGCAGGCGGUUCCGGAAGCAUCAGCCGGUUCAUCAAGAAGAAGCCUCUUCCGAGAAAAGAUUUCCAAACGCCAUACCGAUGCAGCCAAGAAGGCCGAAGAAGAUUUGAAAGAUCAAGACGAGGGAGAGAGCUCUAUGUUCAAAAUGGAAGCGGAUCUGCUGGAGAGCACGCAGCAGGAGCAGGGAGAUAACCGGUGCUUCAAGGAUUCCUACAUACUGACAAUUUCUCAGAAAGGUGCCGCCGAGCGGACCAAUUCGGACGCUGGCGAAGAAGAUUAUCAAUGCAACGUCACCCAAAUGGAAUGCGGUGAAUUCGAACUGGUUUCAACGAUGGAAAAUGAGGAUAUCACGAAGAUUAUGACCGACAGCAACAAGCCAAUGGUUUUCAUUAGAACUUUCAAGAGCGAAAUCAACGGCACGGAUUCGUUGGAUCGCACAUUGGAGACGAUCAAACCUCGUUACAUCGUAAUGUACCACAGCCAUGUGACUGCAUUGCGGCAGAUUGAAGUGUACGCGGCACGGCAGCAGCGUCAUGAACUGGACCGGGCACGAGUGUUCGUUAUCAUCCACUCGGGAACAGCCGAAGAGCAAUCAUACCUAACGGCAGUGCGGAGAGAAAAGCAAGCGUUCGAGUUGCUUGUCGAUACGAAACAGAACAUGGUCGUGCCGGAGCACAGAGACGGGAAAUCUGAGGACGCUAUUAUCAUGCUGCAAAAGAAGCAGGAGGAUCCCACGAGUCAGGCCGGCGGAGACCAAGCAGUUGCUACCGAAAGCUUUAUCACGCCUCGUAUAAUCGUCGACAAGCGAGAGUUUCGAUCGGACCUGCCAUGCUUGAUCCAUCGCCGCGGAAUAGAGGUGGUGCCCAUGACGAUUACGGUUGGUGAUUACAUUUUGUCGCCGGGGAUUUGCGUAGAACGGAAGUCUGUCCCAGAUUUCGCCAAAUCGCUGAAAUCGGGACGGCUUUACCACCAGUGCGACAGGAUGACCCGUUGUUACGCAAAGCCAAUACUUCUGAUCGAGUUCGACCCGAAGUACCUUUUUUAUUUGCAAGGGAAUUUUCUUAAACAAUUUUCACCCAACGGUAAGCAUGAUAUCAUGUGGUUGACCCACCGUUUCCAAAAGUUGCGGCUCGUGUGGUCCCCGAGCCCACACGCGACGGCCCAACUUUUGGAAACGGUGAAAAAGGGCAGGCAGGAGCCAGAUCCUGAACGGCUGGAAUCAGAUGCAGAUGUUGUAGAUGAAUCCUUCAAGGAUCGCAAUGUUAACUUUUUAAAGAACUUGCCAGGAAUUGACUCGGGCAACAUUGCAAAAGUAAUGGCAAAAAUAAAAAAAUUAAAGGAAUUAUGCCGAAUGAACCAAAAACAGCUGGAAGGAUUGUUGGGCAAUGAAACAAAAGCCCGAGUGCUGUGGGAAAGUUUGCACGAGGAAAUAUAAUCGGAAAGAUGGAAGAGAUUCAUUUUCAUUUUUAGUUAACAUCAAAUUCAUGAUAAUACUGAUUCAACAAUUUGCCGCCAUAAUACUCGAUUUGCAGCUGCAGCUCUCCAACCUCGGUCGCGCCCAACAUUCGCCUGAUCA